AUCACGUGAUCCAAAAUGGGCAGUCCUCUGACGGUGCUGGAAAAAAAAAAAAGCCAUUUUCUGGCGCUGCUGCAAAAUUGUGUCCAAGUGCAAAUAAUUUAGCAGUUCGGUGUCCGCGGCCAAAGGGACACUUUGAUGUCUGAUCAGAUCGGUCCAGAUGGAUAAAAUGCAACCGAACCGGAUUAAAAUCACAGAUCUGAAUCCACACCUCACGUGUCCACUGUGCGCAGGUUACUUAGUUGAUGCAACAACCAUCGUAGAGUGUCUGCACUCCUUUUGUAAAACGUGCAUCGUCGCCUUCCUGGAGACAAAUAAGUUCUGUCCUCGAUGUGAUGUCCAGGUACAUAAGACGUGUCCACAGCUCAGCAUCAGAGCGGACAAAACUCUUCAAGAUAUUGUUUAUAAGCUUGUUCCGGGAUUAUUCAAAGAUGAGAUGAAACGGAGGCGAGACUUCUAUGCAGAGAACCGCGAGCUGGAACCGGGGGAAGUGGUGGAGACGUUUAAUAUCGCGGAGGAUGAAAUCAUCAGUCUGUCCAUUCAGUUCUACGAGAGAAACAAGAAUAAAGACAAGCAGCACUCGGAGAUGGACGAGGAGAAGUCCAACGGGAAACGCUUCCUGCAGUGUCCUGCAGCCAUGUCCGUCAUGCACUUAGCAAAGUUCCUCCGAAGCAAGAUGGAUAUUCCCAACAACUAUCGGGUGGAGGUGUUGUACGGCGACGAGCCCUUAAAGGACUACUACACACUAAUGGACAUUGCUUACUUCUACGAGUGGAGACGAACUGGACCCAUCCCUCUUCAGUACCUGGUCAAACCCACCCGGAAGCGUAGGAGGCCGUCGCAGUCUGCCACGCAGGGACACUCCGACGGCGUCAACACCAGCCCCACGUCGGAGAGCGACUCCCAAAGUGACAAGGUGCACAGUCCUGCCGCCGCCCAGCCACCGCGCACCUCGUUGCAGCCCAGCCCCGCCUCCCACAACCUGCCUCCCACCAUCCAAAGCUCCAACGGUACCACUGUGGCCAACAACACUCAGCGACACUCUCUCGCCUCCAAACCGGGCAGUGGCAGCAGCACCCGGAAAGUGACUGUCAACGGCACAAGCUCGGCUGGCAAAGAGGAGGUGCGGGGAGGUGAGAAAAGCGGUUUACCACCUGCGACUUAAAGCAUGUGUGGCGCAGCAGGGAGGACAGUUUUGGAAUUGCUCCCAAACAAAAAGACAAGUUUACGUCUUCACCUUCUCGUUCUUCGUGGAGUAAUGGGAGGAAAUUGUCAUUGUGCAGCCAGAGUGACUGAAAAGUUCCGCCAAAUGCGCGUCUACGUGUUUGUGUGUUAGAGUAGGAGCGUGCACACAUACAAACUGUACAGUAUGUAUCAAAUGUGAGCAUGUUUGCGUACAUAUGUAUAAACUAUCUUUUAUACAAGAUAUGGUAAACGUUUUGUAUUGUAUAUGCAGUGGGUCUGUUCAAUUUCAGUGGUUCCAUCGAUUCAGCUUCCAUAUGACUGGAGACAAAAAUCCAGAAAAUCACUGCAGAUGUUGGAUGUAUUUUUGAAAGAAAAAAAAACAUUUGGACAGUGGACUUAAUUGCUGUUUGAGUAAACGCAACAGGUCAUACAUGCAUUUUGGAUAUUUGAGAUAAAACUGCAGAUGCAUCUUCUGCAGGUUAGACAUUUUCCCAACAGAAGCAGCUUUUCUAUUCCAACGUUUUCGAGCACUACCAGGUUUUCCUUGCGCCAGUCGAGGAAAUCAGAAUUGACAGUGUUGUUGUGUCCCAAACAUUUCAACAUUCCUUUUCUGUUCAAUCUACAAGAAUAUUUCUUUUAUUAAAAAGGAAGAAAAUCCGGCAUAUGUGCAUGUUUUAGGUCAAUAAAAUGUUUACUUAC
Molecule: messenger RNA, 1881 nt
Organism: Thalassophryne amazonica
Lineage: Eukaryota; Metazoa; Chordata; Actinopteri; Batrachoidiformes; Batrachoididae
Product: polycomb complex protein BMI-1-like
Exons: 9
Coding region: 158-1162 (334 amino acids)
Biological process (GO): negative regulation of transcription by RNA polymerase II
Cellular component (GO): PRC1 complex
Molecular function (GO): metal ion binding; promoter-specific chromatin binding
Source: RefSeq, a predicted model, not a curated record